This is a messenger RNA of Pseudocercospora fijiensis CIRAD86, 519 nucleotides long. RefSeq lists its product as uncharacterized. The transcript is spliced from 5 exons. The record is from RefSeq and is a predicted model, not a curated record. Lineage: Eukaryota; Fungi; Ascomycota; Dothideomycetes; Mycosphaerellales; Mycosphaerellaceae. Bases 1 to 519 code for a protein of 172 amino acids.
AUGAGCUACCUCGAAGCUCGCAAGCAGCAGCCUCUACCUUAUGCUGUCAUCGUCCACUCGAAGCCCGUCGGAUCAAGCCAAAAACGCCAAAUACCACCGAACACCUUCGCUUCAUGCACAUUACCCGUGAAGGCACCCCCUCUAGUCGGGCCUAAAACGGCCAACCUUUGCUCAACAUACUGUCGCCCUCCUCAAAUCAUCCCAAGUACGGCCGCUCCAACUGCGCCCAUGGCACCGGCCAUCAAGAAUUGUGGAGCUGGAGUUGCAGCAGCCACACCCUCCGAAUCUCUCGUCCUGUCUCCGGUUUGCCUUGCACUUGAUGACUCUCCUGAGUCUCCUCCGGUGGCACUCAGGUUGAUGACAACUGGUCCUGUCACGCCUGCUGAGUUCAAAGCGUUGGCAAGGGAUGUCACUGCCGGUGGCAGUGUCGUUUGCGAAAGGAUGAACCAUACACUACAAUACAACUUCAGCCCAACUCGUCCGCGAUUGUUCACAGUCCUGACGAUCGCUGUGUCGUAA